Molecule: messenger RNA, 729 nt
Organism: Fomitopsis serialis
Lineage: Eukaryota; Fungi; Basidiomycota; Agaricomycetes; Polyporales; Fomitopsidaceae
Exons: 4
Source: RefSeq, a predicted model, not a curated record
AUGCUGCCUCCCCGCGCAUACAUAUUCUUUGGCUUGAACGCUGUCCGCGCUCUUAGCAUUGUCUCCCUCCUGCUUGUCUUCGCAAGCAGCAUCUUUGUUAUCAACAAAGAUGUACGAGCAUUCCACGACUUCCAAGCCUCGGCAAACAGCACCAGCUACCAAGAUUGCGAUUAUGUCCCUAAUAGCGACGUCCCCAACCAAGCAGCUGGGAUAUUCUGGGCAGUCAUCAACCGCAUCCUCAUCAUCUUCGAGGUCAUCGCACUCAUCCUCUCCGAGGUCGGCUGGCCCUACACCUUCUUCGACCGCUGGUUCCCCGUCCUCGGCAGCAACUUCGGCCUCGGCCCCCUAGGUAUCUUCCAGUGCCUCAUCGGCGCCACGAUCCUCUCGCACCACGUCGACGACUUCACGCUCGUCGCCGCCUUCUUCCUCUUCGCGCUCGGCUGCACCAACAUGUUCCUCGGCCUCAUCUUCCGCGAGCGGGCGAGGGAGCGCCGCUGCAUCUUCGCGUGGCGUGAGCGGGCGAAGGAUGUCCUCCCCACGAGCAAGCUGGGGCCUCUCCAAGCGCCAGCGGAGAAGUUCGUCGACGACGUCUUCAGCGGGAACUGGAAGGUCGGCGCCACCGAAUUCGGGAGGAAGAAGGCAGGCUUUGGCUUUGGAAGGCAGGGUGAGAAGCAAGCUGGGCUAAAGGGCUUCCUCAUCUCGAAGCCACUGGAGACGCUUCCUCGUUAC